This is a messenger RNA of Auxenochlorella protothecoides, 1470 nucleotides long. Its product is annotated as Histidine-tRNA ligase. Gene Ontology annotation, molecular function: histidine-tRNA ligase activity; ATP binding. Gene Ontology annotation, biological process: mitochondrial translation; histidyl-tRNA aminoacylation. The coding region runs from base 1 to 1470 and encodes 489 amino acids. Lineage: Eukaryota; Viridiplantae; Chlorophyta; Trebouxiophyceae; Chlorellales; Chlorellaceae. The transcript is spliced from 11 exons. Gene Ontology annotation, cellular component: cytoplasm; mitochondrion. The record is from RefSeq and is a predicted model, not a curated record.
AUGGCCCCCAAAGCCAGAGUGGCCAAGCCAAAGAUUCCCAAGGGCACCCGAGAUUUCAAGCCUGACCAAAUGACGAUAAAGCAGGAAGCUUUCGAAAAGAUCACCGCCGUGUUCAAGCGCCACGGCGCUGUGUCCAUCGACACCCCCGUUUUCGAGCUCAGGGAGACCUUGACUGGAAAGUAUGGAGAGGACUCCAAGCUGAUCUAUGAUCUGGCUGAUCAGGGGGGUGAACUGCUGUCCCUCAGGUACGACCUCACCGUGCCCUUUGCGCGCUACGUGGCGCUGAACGGCAUCACCAACAUCAAGCGCUACCACAUUGCCAAGGUCUACCGCCGCGACAACCCCGCCAUGAACCGGGGUCGCUUCAGGGAGUUCAACCAGUGUGACUUCGACAUCGCCGGCGUCUACCCCUCCAUGGUGCCGGACGCGGAGGUGCUCAAGGUGCUGACAGAGAUCCUGGAUGACCUCGACCUGGGCCAGUACGAGGUGAAGCUGAACCACCGGGGACUGCUGGAUGCCAUGCUGGACAUCGCGGGGGUGCCCCCCGAGAAGUUCAGGCCCAUCUGCUCUGCCAUCGACAAGCUGGACAAGGAGCCAUGGGACUUUGUGCGGCGGGAGAUGGUGGUGGACAAGGGCCUGGAGGAGGGCGUGGCCGAUGCCAUCAGGCCCUUUGUCGAGCUGAGGGGCCAGCCCCAGGCACUGCUCGCCAAGCUGCUGGACAAGGGCCACGCGUUUGCCGGCCACGCGGGCGCCCGCGCCGCGCUGGAGGAGCUGCGCACGCUGUUUGGGUACCUGGAGGGCAUGGGCGCGCUCGCCAACAUCGUCUUCGACCUGUCCCUGGCGCGGGGCCUGGACUACUACACUGGCGUCAUCUACGAGGCGGUGCUGAAGGGGGCUUCAGUCGGCAGCGUGGCGGCGGGGGGCAGGUUUGACACGCUGGUCGGCAUGUUCAGCGGUAAGGACGUGCCCGCGGUGGGCGUCUCCAUCGGCAUCGAGCGCAUCUACAACAUCAUGGAGGAGCAGGCACGAGCGCAAGCCAAGGAGGAGGGGUGCAGCAUACGAGAGACCGAGACGGAGGUGCUGGUGGCCUCCAUUGGCAAUGGCUACCAGGGGCGGAGAAUGGGCAUCGCCUCGCGGUUGUGGGCCCGGGGCAUCAAGGCUGAGUUCGGCUUCAAGGCCAACCCCAAGAUGAGCGACUCGUUAGGUUAUGCUCUGAAGCAGGGGAUCGACCUGCUGGUCGUUUUUGGAGAGAAUGAGCUGGAGAAUGUGCGCCUGGCAGUGUGUUCUCUGGGCGUUUUCAAGAUCAAAAACCUGGUGGCCCAGACGGAGGUGACGGUGUCCUCGCAAGGAUUAGAGGAGGAGGUGCUGAAGAGCUUGGCGGCAUUGCCAAAGCGACGGGCCAUCUUCACGUACAACUCCGUCAACAAGGCGACCGCGGACGUGGAGAGCAAGCUGAAGGUGAAUGCCUGA